AUGGGAAAAUAUACAAAAUACCUCAUCUAUUUUCCCAACGGAACUAACAUCUGCGCCAUAUGCCAGCAUGUAUUCAAUCGACAAAAGGAUUCUUGCACUACUAUCUAUAAUUACCACUUUAAGAAGCAUCAUGUAAACGUUUGGCAUGAAAUAAAUGGAAGAGAGCCAGAGCCGGAUAAUUAUCAACCAGUCGAGAAAAAGCCCAGAGAAUUGAUUCAAGUUGUAGAACCCGUUUGGAAUCCACAUGAUGUUCAAGCCGAUACUCCAGACUACGCGAAAAACACUGAGAUUUAUCGCUCAAUAAUGCAGUUGAUCGCAGGGGCAGGACUACCGAUUAGUUUUGUUGAUAAUCCAGUUUGGAGAAAUUUUUGCUCUGUGGCUCUCCCCAAACUCGAAUACAAGAACGAGAAUGAGUUCAAAAAAUAUGAAUUGCCAACGUUGUAUGAAGAGUAUAAGAUGAAGAUUGUGGGUGAACUCGAGGAAGCCUCUUCUAUUUCACUUAGUUUUGACCGAUGGAUUGACCCCUCCAAUGACUAUCAAUACGUGGGAAUUAUUGCUCGUUUAAAAAUGCAGUCUGGCGUAUUGAUUCGUGUGAUCGGUGUUGUGGAAAUCAAGCCUAAAAAUGACACUGGAGAGUAUCUUUACGAAAAACUUGAGGAACUUGUGAAGGAAUACAAAAUCAAGAGAAAAAUCGAUUUUAUCGUGAAAGACGGAAGUUUGAAUGUAGAAUGUGCUGCAAGACUAUUCGGAAAACCUAGUUUUAAUUGUAUUGCACGUAAAUUGGAGUUCGCUGUGAAAAGUGGAGCAGAGAAAUCAUUCCAGUCAACUUUGGACAAACUACUGAAAUUUAGAAGCAUUUUCAACAAAUCUGUAAAAGCCGAAAGAGAAUAUCGAAACAUUGAAUUAUCAAUGUCUUAUUUUAAAAAUUACGUGAGACACCGCUGGAAUGAAUGUCACGAUUUAUUCAAAGGUAUACUGAUGGUUCAACAAGAAGUUGACUCACUAACGACGACGACAUAUGAAGACUGGCCUAAAUUCACUCGAGAGGAUUGGACAACAGCUCAAGAUGUUCUCGAUGUUUUAAAACCGAUAGAAGAUGCAACACGUUUUGUUGAAUAUGGCAGAAUCGGCAUGACUAGUUCUGCAAUCAUACCUUUGUGCAAAGUACUUAUUCGAGAAUUUGAAAACAUCAACAAGCUCAGAGAUUUUUGCACAGUGUUUACUAAAAUUUUGGUUGAAGAGUUGGAGGUGUAUAAUGAGAAUGAAUUUUUGCAAAUGGGAAUGCUCCUUGAUGUCCGUUUCAAGGGUGAUUUUGCUGAAGAAAAAUGGAAAGAACAUCUAAUUGACAAACUGAUGAAGUCCGCUGCGGAAGGUAAACUGCAAGAAGAAACACAGCCAAAUGACAGUGUGAGACGCUUACGAGAUAAUCCAUUCCACCGUUUUAUGAGAGAAAAAAGAUCUGAAACUCCACAGGGAACAAAGCGUACUCAACAUGAAAUAAUUCGUGCGGAGGUUCAGAUAUGGUUUAAUGAAGCCAGUGACUCGGAAGCGAAUCCGGCCGACUACUGGGAGCGAUCAACCAGCAGAGAGAAAUUCCCAAAUCUAUAUCGUUUACAACAAGAAUAUCUUCAUACACCUGCUGCUGCCCCGGAAACAGUUGGAGAUCUUCCACUAAAUCGAUCUGCUACUUCGACAAAUAGAGGUCUAAUGAAUGCAGAAGAUUUCUCGAAAUUCCUCUUUUUACAAGAAAACAUUCGCAUUACUGGUCUCGGCUUAGAAUUUCAUCCUAUUUAUUUUACUGAUAAUUUUUGA
Molecule: messenger RNA, 1812 nt
Organism: Caenorhabditis remanei
Lineage: Eukaryota; Metazoa; Nematoda; Chromadorea; Rhabditida; Rhabditidae
Exons: 5
Coding region: 1-1812 (603 amino acids)
Source: RefSeq, a predicted model, not a curated record